This is a messenger RNA of Pseudogymnoascus destructans, 399 nucleotides long. RefSeq lists its product as uncharacterized. Lineage: Eukaryota; Fungi; Ascomycota; Leotiomycetes; Thelebolales; Thelebolaceae. The record is from RefSeq and is a predicted model, not a curated record. The transcript is spliced from 2 exons. The coding region runs from base 1 to 399 and encodes 132 amino acids.
AUGGCGAAACUCAAGGCACCUGAAGAACUCUCCACUAAUGUGAAUACUAUCAAAGCUCGCAACUGCAUCUCCAACCUUACUGAAGAUGAGAAGGCUGUUCACUUAGCACUCAAGGCUGACCAUGCUGAUCUGAGCUACUACUUAAAGAAGUUAUAUAAGUCUGCAAAGUAUAUCGCUGCCUCUACUGAAGACAAGACACGUCUACAGAUAUUUGUGACUGAGAAGGGUACCCAUGCAUCUUGCAUUGCAAAUCAGAAAGUCAAGAAUAUUAGCGCCUCUUCUUCUUCUCCACAAGCCCCACCAUCUACUCUGCCACAACUUCUGUCUGAGCUUGCUGCAUUUGAGGGUAUCUCAAGUAUCCCAAUCGAUGACGAUCAUAACAGCGAAUGGGAGGACUGA